Amphimedon queenslandica is the source of this 2046-nucleotide messenger RNA. RefSeq lists its product as uncharacterized. The record is from RefSeq and is a predicted model, not a curated record. NCBI's taxonomy places the organism in Eukaryota, Metazoa, Porifera, Demospongiae, Haplosclerida, Niphatidae. The transcript has 9 exons. Bases 827 to 1918 code for a protein of 363 amino acids.
UGAAAUGUUAAUUUGUCAUGACUAUCUCUAUCUGUACUGCUCCAGUACUAUGUGAAUAUUUUCUGCAAUAGCUGCAAUUAUUGAUGAAACAGUUUACUUUCAUCAGUCAAUAUGAAUGUAUCUAUUGUGCAAUGAGCAUUGCUCAGUGCAAGUGCUCACAAGCUGAUGCAAACAACACCUACGUACAUGCAUGAUGUAAUCUCAAUUAUUCUACAUUACAAUAUUCUCCAAAAAUGGCCAAGUUUGAGCCAAGAAGAUAUAUUAUUUUGUACUUUUUGAUCUCCCUGCCAGUGGAAGGAUCUGGUACCAAUUAUAAUACAGUACCAAUUAAUACAUUAAUAAAAAUGUUUUCUCUCUCUUUCUAGUCAUAACGGUGCCUCUUCCUUCAUCAGUGACAGUUCCUAUCUAUACAACAGCAACUUUGACCUGUGAAGGAAAUGGAAAUGAAUUGAUUUGGCUGGUACCACCUGACAUUCAACAACAAAGUGAUGUAUCCUUUACUGAUCCUGGUAUUGGUCCUGGUAACUUAUCCUCAGUACUUACUAUCACUGGGUUACCUGUUAAUAAUGGAAUACAAAUUGGAUGUCAGAUAUCAUCAUAUCCACCUCUUGAACAAGUAGAAUCUUAUUGUAGACUAACAGUAACUGGUGUAUCACCAGUUCAAGAUCUUCAAUAUAGUUUCACUUCAAAUAAUUCAUUACUGGUAACAUGGUCGCCUCCUGUUUAUUUCUCCAAUGAUGUCCCCAUUGGAUCUCCUAUCAGUUAUCAAGUGUUAGUUGUUGAUGAAGAAGAUGGAGAUGUCAUACUGGAUACAAUUACACCUAAUAUGUAUAUUGCAGUGGCUAAUGUCACAGAAUGUGAUGCAUUUAAUAUCAGUGUAACAGCUCUAUUUGUUCAAUAUACAUCAAAUAACAAAACUGAAAGGAAUAAUGGAAAUUAUUCAAUUGCUGAAUACAACACACUGCCACUGAUACCUUCUAUUUCUUUUGAACUUGGUUGUCCUCCAUCAAAAUGUCUUGUCUCACUAAUGGAUGGGAGCACUGAAGUUACUGAUAUUAUUAAUGAAACUGAUCAUAUAAUUGAAUUCAAGUUAUUACCUUUCAGACAUUAUGAACUAACUGCUGUUGUUAAGAAUCUUAGAGGAAAGACCAAAGCAACAUAUAACACUUCAGCAUCUACAUUCCAUACACAAGAUGUUAUCAUCAGUUCUCCAUAUACCAAUGGAUCAGUUAGUGUACAGUGUGUGUUUGUAUCAGGAUCAAUUGCCGAUAUAUGUCAUGUGAUAUUUACUGGCACUCAUCAAGAAUUAGUUCUUAAUAUAUCACUAGUCCAAGAGCCUACACUGGUAGCGCUGCCAGCUGGUCUUUACACAGUGACAGCAUAUGACAUCAUUAAUGGAGCAUUAUAUGGACCUGCUGUGUUUUAUGCUACACUAGUUGAAAUUAUUAAAAUGAAACCUUUAACUUCCACCUUUUCUAUUAUUAUAAAUACAAAUGCUGAUACUGGCAGGAAUCAGACAGUACCUUUCCAUUCAUCAUCACUGACAACAUCAGACAUUAUAGCUAUGACUCCUAGCACUUAUAUUAAUGAUCAUACCAUGUCAUCACAGGAUAGUAAUACAGUGCCGUUACUUUAUAUUAUUAUACCUGUUGUUGGAACUAUAAUGCUCACAGUUAUAAUGAUAGUAAUAGUUACUAUUGUUGUAUUACAAUCGUUGAGAAGGAAAAGAAAUGAAGUAAAUGAAGAAAGAAUUAUUAAUAAUCCAGCAUAUGCACAAGUUAUACCAGCUCCAGAGUUUCCUCAUUAUGUCAAUUCACAGAUAUCAAGAGUCCUAACAAAUAACAAUCCAGCAUAUGAAACUGUGCUUUUUAUUGCUAAUAAUAAUAAUGAUCUAGUCGUAUAUGAAACUGCUCAGUAAUUAGCUCCUUUUAUUUUGCUUUUCACCAUUAAUAGAAUAACAGUAAUGUCAGUAAUGAGUGGAUUCAAUUUUGCAAGUUGCUGUAAUAUAGUCACUUUCAAACUCCAAAAAAAAUAAACAACAGACAA